This is a messenger RNA of Dissoconium aciculare CBS 342.82, 1023 nucleotides long. RefSeq lists its product as uncharacterized. NCBI's taxonomy places the organism in Eukaryota, Fungi, Ascomycota, Dothideomycetes, Mycosphaerellales, Dissoconiaceae. Gene Ontology annotation, molecular function: C-4 methylsterol oxidase activity; iron ion binding. The transcript has 2 exons. The record is from RefSeq and is a predicted model, not a curated record. Gene Ontology annotation, biological process: ergosterol biosynthetic process. The coding region runs from base 1 to 1023 and encodes 340 amino acids.
AUGAAGUCCACCUGGCGGCUGUCUGACAAGAAGACUUGGGCACCCCACAACUGGGUCCUCCACCUUCUUCAGAUCCACCCGACCAAGAUUGGGAAGCCCAUCCCCGUUCACGCCAAAGAUGACCCGAUGCCAUACCUACCACACUCACAAACCCAUCUUUGGGUCUUGACACAUGCCCUGUGGCCUUGCAUCCUCCAGCAACUCUACUGCUGGAACUACGGCAAGAAUCUGUCACCACUAUGGUGCUUCGUUCUCUACACCUCCGCAUACCACAUCACCGGCGUGCAAGUGUUGCACAUGUUGACCAACGCGGGACACAAAUAUGGAUUCCUCGAUGGCGACAAGCACGCUCGCGACCAGGUGCCGGAUGCAUCAGUCCAGAGCACCGUCCAUUCUUUGAUCCUCACCGCUCUCAUCCGACCGCUGAUGGCUGUCAUGCUCACAUACAAGCCCAGCGAGCAGCCUAUCAGCUUCUCGUGGUGGGUUGUUGCUGAGAUCGGAUUGUACCCCAUCGUCCUCGACUUCUACUUCUACUGGUACCACCGCACCAUGCACGAGGUUGACGGUCUCUGGCAAUUCCACCGCCAGCAUCACUUGACCAAGCACCCCACACCUCUCCUCACGCUCUUCGCAGACCACGAACAGGAGGUUUUCGACAUUGUCAUCAUCCCUCUGCUCGCCCUCACGACCAUGAAGAUUUUCGGCUUCCCCAUGGGUUUCUACGAGUUCUGGAUCUGCUCAAGCUACAUUUUCUUCACAGAGCUAGUUGGUCACUCCGGUCUCCGCAUCCUCAGCCGUCCGCCUUCCACCAACACACCAUUCGUCUCGCUCAUCGAUGCCGAGUUGUUGAUCGAGGACCACGAUCUGCACCACCGCAAGGGAUACCGCAAGUCUUCCAACUACGGAAAGCAGACCAAGAUCUGGGACAUGGUUUUCGGCACCACUGGCCCUCGCUACGAGACAUUGCCGUCAAACUUUGACUUCACCACCCCGGUAUACCUUACCUACUUGCCUUGGCAGUGA